AGCUCCUAGUGAUAGCCCAAUAGAGUUAUACCUAUUAGAGAGAUAGAUUUUAGACUGAAACAUGGAGAGAAUACGCAGGAAAGAACGACGAAGGGCGAUUUUCAAACAGCUAUGGUUGACCCUUGCAGUUUCAAUGGCCUUUCUAGGAAUUGGCUUAGUUCGCGGUUAUUCCGCUUCGGCGCUACCGUCACUGAGAGAUUUGUCUCCUCAUUUAAUUCCUGAUAACGAGGCAUUAUCUUGGGCAGGUUCCGUUCCCCCUUUGGGUGCCCUGAUCGGUUCUCUUCUGUCAGCACCUCUAAUGCAAAAACUUGGUCUUCGGCGAACAUUGAUGAUUUCAUCACCACUUUGGGUUGGCAGUUGGGUUCUAAUUGCAUUAGCUACUGCGCCGUGGAUGUUAAUUGUUGGCAGAUUUCUAACCGGUUUAAUGGUCGGUGUCGUACUUCCGUGUGCCCAAAUUUACGUUAGCGAAUGCUGUUCCCCAGACAUUCGAGGAAUACUUGGAUCUCUUCCUUCACUAUUUAUGUCUGGGGGAAUACUCGUCUCAUACAUUUUAGGAACUUGGCUACCAUGGGACAAAUUAGCUUGGAGUUCUGCAAUUUGUGUCGGUUUAAUUAUUCUUGUGGUAAUACCUCUUCCGGAAUCCCCGGUGUGGCUUGCUGGUCAUGGAAAAACUGAAAAAGCUGAACUUUCGCGACAAUGGCUGCAUUUGGAAGAAAAGAAGAAUGACAUUUUGAUGAUAGAAACAAAUGGUAAAAACACCAAUGUUGAAGCUACGCCAGAAACCAAAACUGAAGAAAUCAAUAAGGAUAGUAAUGAUGAAAACGAGAAGGCUUUCUCAUGGAAAACUUUAACCAGUAGACCAGUCCUUUGCCCACUUGGUAUUGGUUUGGUAGUUUUAGCUUUGCAACAAUUCAGCGGUAUAGAUUCUGUGGUGUUUUACACUGUUGAUAUAUUCAGAUCAUCAGGUUCCUCUCUGGAUGGACACAUAGCAACAAUUCUCGUAGGUCUUGUGCAAUUAAUAUGCAAUGGUCUAUCAUUGUUGUUAAUCGAUAGAGCUGGAAGAAAACCUCUUUUGAUAGGUUCCGGAGCAGUGAUGUCCAUGGCUAUGGCAUCUAUGGGAGCUGCUUUCUAUUUGCAUGAACAAGGAAAUGAUUCAUUAGGGUUCCUACCCUUGGUGAGUUUGGUAGUAUUUAUGAUUGGAUUUUCAUUCGGAUAUGGUUGUAUACCAUUCCUGUUGAUUGGCGAGCUGUUCCCAGCAAAACAACGAGCUCUUCUAAGUUCAAUUGCAGGCUCGUUCAAUUUAGCAGCAAUGUUUUUAGUUAUUAAAACAUAUCACAUGUUACAAGAUAUUUUAACAUCAGCUGGAACAUUUUGGCUAUAUUCUAUCCUAUGCGCUUCAAGUAUUCUGUUUGUGAUAUUUUGCGUUCCUGAGACAAAAGGAAAGUCAUUGGAAGAAAUUGAAAGACGAUUCCAGAAAAAAACACCAGUACCUCAAAAUGAUUCUGAUUCAAAUCAUAAGGUCGCAGAAAAGAAUGAAAAAACCAAAUUGUAAUAAAAUUUUGAUUUUUUAGGCUAAAUAUUUUGUUUUUUUAGAAAAUAAUUACAAUAUAAACGCGUAGAUUAGGCUAUAAAUUUGCAAUGGUACUUAUAAUGAAA
Messenger RNA from Ctenocephalides felis (cat flea), 1656 nucleotides. RefSeq names its product facilitated trehalose transporter Tret1-2 homolog. Gene Ontology annotation, molecular function: sugar transmembrane transporter activity. Lineage: Eukaryota; Metazoa; Arthropoda; Insecta; Siphonaptera; Pulicidae. The transcript is spliced from 9 exons. The coding region runs from base 62 to 1552 and encodes 496 amino acids. Gene Ontology annotation, cellular component: membrane. Gene Ontology annotation, biological process: carbohydrate transport; transmembrane transport. The record is from RefSeq and is a predicted model, not a curated record.